UCCCCCUCCAUCGCCCAGAACGAAAAUGGCGCCUCGCAGAUUGGCCGCUAGCCGCCUCUGCGGCGUCUGCGCCCUCUUCCUCCUCCUGUCGUCCUCCGGCGCCUCCACCUUGGAUUCCAUCUGCACCAUCCCCUCCCAUCCUCCCAAGCGCCGCCAGUCCGGCAAGGACGACGCCCUCGUGCUCCUCAACUCGUUCCAGCUCAACUUCGGCUACUUCUUUGGCGGCGAAGGCAUCCACUUUGCUGAAGACGGCAACGCAUCCUACGUGAUCCGCUCCUUCUCCCUGUUCCCUCACAGCGUCGACCGCACCGCCGACGACAGCCUCCUCCACGUCGCUGCCACCUUAACCCUUUCCGGCGGCCGCGCCCGCAGCUACUUGCCAUCCCAUCAUGGACGACGGCGCCGCUAUCGCUACGUGGGCGACCACCAUGUCCGCUUCUACCUCGACGGCUACUACUCCUACGCCUCCGACGAGCUCUGCAUGACUGGCACAGGCACCUACUCUUCCGAUGGAGGCUCCAUCGAACACCUUGAGGAUGUCGUCCUCAAGCUCCGGAUCCCGAGCCCAUCCAACCUCUCGGACCCCUUCGUCACCGGCCGCCUCAAGGGCGCCAGCUUCGAGGCCAUCUCCCUCGUCGCGUACGCCGAGGGCUUUUACCAGUACGGUGAGAGCGCCUCCUGCCCGACGCUGCAGCCGUCUUCUCCGGCGAGGGGCGCGUUCCAGGCGCUCGGCGCCAACUUCUCGUGCGCGCACCUCAAAGAACAUCUCGAUACAUCUUACAAGCUGCAGUACGGCGGCGGCGGCACACACGCGCCGGCGCUGAUGGGGCUGCAUGGGCGGCAGCGCCUGCACGUCGGCCAGGUCCAGUGCACCGCGGACGGCGAGGUGCGUGCGUACGCGGUGCUCUACAACAAGACAGAGAUGCGGGGGCAGCUGCAGCCACACUCACCCUUCAUGUUCGAGGAGGAGGUGUUCGUCGCCGAAGGGCGGUGGUACUCAGAUCGGAGCAUGCUCUGCCUCACGGCGUGCCGUGUGGAGCGCUCAGCAGAGACGUCCCUGUCAGUGAAGGAGUGCGGCGUCGGCAUGAGCUUCUGGUUCCCGGACGCCUGGACUAUCCGGGACCGGAGCGUCGUCGCCGGCAGGAUCUGGAAUACCUCGAGUGAAGCGGCCGGCGGCGGUUCCGGCGAUGUGAUAUCGGUGUCGAGCAUCGACGUCCACAACCAUAGAAGCAACUUCUCAGACGUGAGGUACAACUACACGAUGGUCGAGGAAGCGAAGAAGUACUACCUCAACGACCCCGUACUGAGUGACCCCAAGAAGACGGAGAAGGUUAUGGGGUCGUCGUUCGUGGCCCCAAACUACACCGACCAUGACUUCGCUUUCCAUUUCUACGAGGCUAAGGACUCGGUGGGGAGCGGACGCGCCUACCCGGUUACGAUCGGCUCGGCGGUGGUCUACGGCGAUCAGCUCGCCGCCGACGAUUCCUUCUCCCAGCACGCCGUGGUUGACAUGAAGCAGCAGCAGAAUGGUGAGCUGGUGAACGUCAGCUACGACAUACGCCAGCACGUCCCACCUGCGGGCUGGGUGCGUCCCAAGAACAACUCGUACUCGGUCAUCCUUGAAGAGCGCCGGAUCACGGCGGAGGGUGUCUUCCAUCCCAGGACGGGCGUCCUGUGCAUGAUCGCCUGCCGGGAGCACGACAGCUCGACGACGGACUGCCAGAUACUGAUAACCGUUCACUUCGCCUCCAUGGACGGGGAGGCGCAGCAGCAGGGCCGUGGGAAGGGCGCGAUCAGUAGCCUGAGGAACAAGACGACGGACCCUCUCUUCUUCGAGAAGAUCGAGAUCGUCCUGUACGGGAUGUACAGCGGCCAGGUGUCCGAGUCGGUCUCGAGGAUGGACCUGGAGAGCAUCAUGCUGGUGGUCUCCACGACGCUGCCGUGCAUCUUCGCCGUCCUGCAGAUCCUCCACGUCAAGAGGAGGCCCGAGGCCGCCGCCGGGACGUCGAUUACCAUGCUCGUCGUCCUGUCGCUGGGGCACGUCGCCCCUCUGGUGGUCGGUUCCGAGGCUCUGUUCCUGAGCAGGACGAGGCAGUACGUGGCGACGCCGUUCCGGAGCUACGUGCCGUACGAGCUGAGCCAGGCGAUGAUGAGGGCGCCCACCCUGAUCGCCCUGCUGCUGCAGCUGCGCCUCAUCCAGCUGGCCUGGUCCGCGCGGAAGAAGACGGCGGACGAUGCCGGCCGGAGCACGGCCGAGGCGGCGUCGCCGGCCGCCGCCGAGAGGCGUGCGCUCUGGCUGUGCGUGCCGGUGUACCUCGCCGGCGGGGCUCUGACCAUCGUCGCCCACGCGAUGAGCGCCGUCCGCGCCGCGCGGGAGGAGGGGUCCCUCACCGUCCGCCUCGGCCCGGAGCCGGCGACGCUGUGGGAGGACCUCGUGUCGUCCGCGGGGCUGACUCUCGACGCGUUCCUGCUCCCGCAGGUCGCCAUGAACGCGUUCGCCGCGUCGGCCGCCGGCGCCUGCAGGGUCCGGGCCCUCUCGCCGUGGUUCUACGCCGGCGGCACCGUGGUCCGGGCGCUGCCGCACGUGUACGACGUGGUCAGGGCCCGGGGCUACGUGCCGAGCCUGAGGCCGUCCUACGUCUACGCGAGCCCCCGCUACGACCGCUUCGGCGUCGGCUGGGACGUCGCCGUGCCGUGCGCGGCGGCGCUGCUGGCCGUGCUGCUCUUCCUGCAGCAGCGGGUCCGUCCGGCGGCGGAGCCGCCUCUGUUCCCUUCGCGGAGGAGGUUGGGCGAGUACGAGAUGGUCUCUCAUCUUUAGCUGGAGGCUUUGCUCCACAGUCCCUGCUGCAGGUCAGGAGGGACGACCGGCCGGCCGGUCUCGUGUGUCUGUUCCAACCAUCGUCUUCGUCGUCGUCGUCGUCGUCGUCGUUACCACGGCGGCACGGCUCGUCUCUCUGUCGCACCCGUAUCUUGUCAUGAAUCUGCGCCGGCCAGUGGAGCACUGGUCGCGAUGGCGCGUCAGAGAAUGUAUAUUUUAUUUU
Molecule: messenger RNA, 3041 nt
Organism: Panicum hallii
Lineage: Eukaryota; Viridiplantae; Streptophyta; Magnoliopsida; Poales; Poaceae
Exons: 2
Coding region: 26-2818 (930 amino acids)
Cellular component (GO): intracellular membrane-bounded organelle
Source: RefSeq, a predicted model, not a curated record